GGGAGGGGGGGCUUUGGCUUUUACUCUGAGCACGACGGGAGCCCUGGUUUGGAGCUGAGGAGUCACCUGCUCUGACUUGGGGUCUGGCAGGCCCAUCCAACUGUGGGGUGGAGAAUGGACGGUGAUGGGUGGGCUAAGGGCAAAAGGAGAGCCUGGUGAGAGAAUCGGUACUGUCGUUCUGGGGAGAGACCAUAGUGGCUUACACCAUAGCCCACAGGUGGUUAAAAAAAAUAGAAAAAAAACCCCAGACCUUCAGAUUUGGGAUAUAUUUCAAAGGCUAUGUCAAUAGGAUUUGGGGUGCAAGAGAAAGGUAGAAUCAAGGAUGAUUCUGAGUUUUUGGCUCGAGCUUCUGGAGGUUUGAAGCUGUCGUGAACCGAAAUGGGAGUUGCGAUGGGGGAGAUCAGGAGUUUGGUUUUGUGCUUGUGUGAGCUGUCCAUUAGGCAUCAAUGAUGAUUAAGCAGUUGGGAAAAGUUAAGGGCGGAGGUUGGAGUUGAAAAUGAAACUGUGGGCAUCGUCACCAUAUAGCUGGUAUUUAAAGCCACAAGAGCAGGUGGAUUCAUCUAGGAAGGGGGCUAUAUGGAGAAGAGAAGGGGUCCAACCAUUGAGUGCCGGGGUCCCUGGUGUUAAGAACCAGCCAAGAAGACAGGAAGAGUGAAAAUCAGAGAGUUGGGGUGCCCCAAGGAGGAAGGAGGGAGCAAUUAUGACCAAUGCUCCUGGCAGAGCAGGCAGGCUGAGGGCUUAGGAUUGAGCAACAGGAGGUCACUGGUGACCAUGACCAAAACAGUCUCACUGGAGCUGGAUGGGGAACUUGGGGGAUGAGAAGGGAUGGGAGGAUUUGGGAACAGUAGUGCAAGCAACAGACAAGGGGGCCUGCUAUAAAGGAGGCAAAGAAAUGGGAUUGGAACCAAAUGAAGAGGGGCGUCAAGAGAGGGCUUUACUUUUACAAUGGAGGAUUAGAGUGCAUUGUUCACUGGUGGGGGGAGCUGGUCUCUUAGGGAGAGAAGUUCAGUGAAGGGGAGGGAGAAUGGAGGAUGGCUGGGGGAGGGUGUGGGGCUUGGUGCCCGCGGAGACCCAGAAGGCUUGGGAAGUUGAGCUUCCCUGGGUUUCCCCUCCUCUCCUGUCUGCAAGGGGUCAGUGGGCUGAGAUUUCAGCACUUAAGCCAUGCAUUUGCUCUUGGCCCUAAAGAAACCAGGCUGGCUGUGGUCUCAGGAAGGAAGGAGGUGUCCGGCCUCAGGUCUGGGCCUGGCGUUCAGGGAGAGGCCACGUGGGUCGCCCCUUGACCCUCUCUUUCAGCAAGGAAGUGCCCGUUUCUCUACAUGGCCCUCACCUUGGGGAGGACAAUGGUGUCUUUGAAGUUGUAGUAACUGAAGGAGAGAGCAGAAGGCGAUACAGAUAGACUGAUAGAUUUUGUCUGAAGAGGGGAAGCCCGACCAGGUGAUACAGGGGUAAGAGGAAGGAUGUUAAGGACAAUUUUUAGGAAACGGAUAAUAAGUGAAUAUCUAUUUUUUCUCUGUCUUUCUCAAUUUAAACGGAAGCAGGAAAAUCUGAAGCAAGACAUAAUGAGGAACUUCCCAAGCUGGGGAGCUUCCUGAGCUGGUUAGUGAUGACAGCACUAAGGCCAGGUCCUCCUCAGAUGUUUAAGAUGAGACAGGAUAAUGCCUGCUCAGAGACAGGGGGCUGGCUGAAUUGGUCCUUAGGAUUCCCUCUGCUCUGAGGCUUCUGGAAGAAGGCAAGGGCAGAGGUGUGGUGAUGCAGCUGCUGGUGGCUUGGGCGGGUCUCCCCACAUGGCUUGAGCCAUGUGGCUUGGGCGGGCCUCCCCUUCCUGGAGUCCACAGAAACCGGAUGUCACUAGCCGGAGUGUGUAUGGCUCACACGUACGCCAGGCUGCUCCAGGCUUGGUGUGCUAGGGAGGGGUCCCUACUUACUUUCGACCUGUCCCCCUGUGAAUGUGUCUCAUGUCCCCAGUGGGGUUUUUCAGUGAGGGUCGUGGUCGCCAGGAUACACAAGUCGUUGUGCCAGAAUUGCCUGGAAUUACUUAGUCCUGGAUGGCUGGUUGGCCAACUCUGGUCUCCGGCUCUUCCUUUGGGAAUUUCCCUGGGAGGUGGCUGGGCUCGCCAGUCCUGUGCCUCUGGGCUUUUGGCAUUCUGUGCAAGGCCCACCCACAGAUGCCAUGCCUGCUUCCCCAGCCUAGUGGGCUUUGAUGGGGGAAGAGAGUGGUCCAGGCUCUCCUGAUGAGGAAGAAGGAGCAAGUGUCCUCCUCGAACAUUCCCUGGGUUGUGAAAUGUGCUCGCAGGAGGCUUUUCAGGCUCAGAGAAGCCAGCUGGUGGAACUUUUGGUCUCGGGGUCCCUGGAAGGCUUCGAGAGUGUCCUGGACUGGCUGCUCUCCUGGGAGGUCCUCUCCUGGGAAGACUACGAGGGCUUCCACAUCCUGGGCCAGCCUCUCUCCAACUUGGCCAGGCGCCUCCUGGAUACCAUCUGGAAUAAGGGUACUUGGGCCUGUCAGAAACUCAUCGCAGCUGUCCAGGAAGCCCAGGCUGACAGCCAGACCCCCAAGCUGCAUGGCUGCUGGGACCCCUACUCGCUCCACCCAGCCCGAGACCUGCAGAGUCACCGGCCAGCCAUUGUCAGGAGGCUCCACAGCCAUGUGGAGGGCAUGCUGGACCUGGCACGGGAGCGGGGUUUCGUCAGCCAGUAUGAAUGUGAUGAAAUCAGGUUACCGAUUUUCACACCAUCCCAGAGGGCAAGAAGGCUGCUCGAUCUUGCCACAGUGAAGGCGAAUGGAUUGGCUGCCUUCCUUCUACAGCAUGUUCAAGAAUUACCAGUCCCGUUGGCCCUACCUUUGGAAGCUGCCACAUGCAAGAAGUACAUGGCCAAGCUGAGGACCACGGUGUCCGCUCAGUCUCGCUUCCUCAGUACCUAUGACGGGGCAGAGACGCUCUGCCUGGAGGACAUAUACACAGAGAAUGUCCUGGAGGUCUGGGCGGAUGUGGGCAUGGCUGGACCCCCACAGAAGAGCCCGGCCACCCUGGGGCUGGAGGAGCUCUUCAGCACCCCUGGCCACCUCAAUGAUGAUGCGGACACUGUGCUGGUGGUGGGCGAGGCGGGCAGCGGCAAGAGCACACUCCUGCAAUGGCUGCACUUGCUGUGGGCUGCAGGGCGAGACUUCCAGGAAUUUCUCUUUGUCUUCCCAUUCAGCUGCCGGCAGCUGCAGUGCGUGGUCAAACCACUCUCUGUGCGGAUGCUACUCUUUGAGCACUGCUGUUGGCCUGACGUUGAUCAACAGGACAUCUUCCAGUUCCUCCUUGACCACCCUGACCGUGUCCUGCUAACCUUUGAUGGCUUUGACGAGUUCAAGUUCAGGUUCACGGACCGCGAACGUCACUGCUCCCCAACAGACCCCACCUCUGUCCAGACCCUGCUCUUUAACCUUCUGCAGGGCAACCUGCUGAAGAAUGCCCGCAAGGUGGUGACCAGCCGUCCUGCUGCCGUGUCAGCAUUCCUCAGGAAGUACAUCCGCACCGAGUUCAUCCUCAAGGGCUUCUCUGAAGAGGGCAUCGAGCUGUACUUGAAGAAGCGCCAUCGUGAGCCUGAAGUGGCGAACCGCCUCAUCCGCCUGCUCCAAGCGACCUCAGCCCUGCGUGGUUUGUGCCACCUUCCCGUGUUCUCAUGGAUGGUGUCCAAAUGCCACCAGGAACUAUUGCUGCAGGAGGGCGGGUCCCCGAAGACCACUACAGAUAUGUACCUGCUGAUCCUACAGCAUUUUCUGCUGCAUGCUGUCCCCCCAGACUCAGCCUGCCAGGGUCUGGGACCCAGUCUCCUUCUGGGCCGCCUCCCCACCCUCCUGCGCCUUGGCAGACUUGCUCUCUGGGGCCUGGGCAUGUGCUGCUAUGUGUUCUCAGUCCAGCAGCUCCAGGCAGCACAGGUCAGCCCUGAUGACAUUUCUCUCGGCUUCUUGGUGCGUGCCAAAGGUGUCAUGCCAGAGAGUAUGGCGCCCCUGGAAUUCCUGCACAUCACUUUCCAGUGCUUCUUUGCUGCAUUAUACCUGGUACUCAGUGCUGACGUGCCGCCAGCCUUGCUCAGACACCUCUUCAAUUGUGGCAGGCCAGGCAACUCGCCGAUGGCCAGGCUCCUGCCCAUGCUGUGCAUCCAGGGCCCACGGAGGAAGGACGGCAGCGUGGCAGCUUUGCUGCAGAAGACUGAGCCGCACAACCUUCAGAUCACGGCAGCCUUCCUGGCAGGGCUGUUGUCCUGGGAACACUGGGGCCUGCUGGCCGAGUGCCAGGCAUCUGAGAAGGCCCUGCUCCAGCGCCAGGCCUGUGCCCGCUGGUGUCUGGCCCGCAGCCUCCGCAAGCACUUCCACUCCAUCCCGCCAGCCGCGCCGGGUGAGGCCAAGAGCAUGCACGCCAUGCCCAGGUUCCUCUGGCUCAUCAGGAGUCUGUACGAGAUGCAGGACGAGCGGCUGGCACGGAAGGCUGUACGUGGCCUGAAUAUUGGGCACCUCAAGUUGACAUUUUGCAGCGUGGGCCCCACUGAGUGUGCUGCCCUGGCCUUUGUGCUGCGGCACCUCCGGCGGCCCGUGGCCCUACAGCUGGACUACAACUCUGUGGGUGACAUUGGCGUGGAGCAGCUGCUGCCUUGCCUUGGUGUCUGCAAGGCUCUGUAUUUACGCGAUAACAAUAUCUCAGACCGAGGCAUCUGCAAGCUCAUUGAACAUGCUCUUCACUGCGAGCCAUUGCAGAAGUUAGCUCUGUUCAACAACAAAUUGACUGAUGGCUGUGCACACUCCAUGGCUAAGCUCCUUGCAUGCAAGCAGAACUUCUUGGCAUUGAGGCUGGGGAAUAACCACAUCACCGCUGCGGGAGCCCGAGUGCUGGCCGAGGGGCUCCGAGGCAACACCUCCUUGCAGUUCCUGGGGUUCUGGGGCAACAGAGUGGGUGAUCAGGGGGCCCAGGCCCUGGCUGAAGCCUUGAGUGAUCACCAGAGCUUGAGGUGGCUCAGCCUGGUGGGGAACAACAUUGGCAGUGUGGGUGCUCAAGCCUUAGCACUGAUGCUGGCAAAGAACGUCAUGCUAGAAGAACUCUGCCUGGAGGAGAACCAUCUCCAGGAUGCAGGUGUGUGUUCUCUCGCAGAAGGACUGAAGAGAAAUUCAAGUUUGAAAAUCCUGAAGUUGUCCAACAACUGCAUCACCUACCUAGGGGCAGAAGCCCUCCUGCAGGCCCUUGAAAGGAAUGACACCAUCCUGGAAGUCUGGCUCCGAGGGAAUACUUUCUCUCUAGAGGAGGUUGACAUGCUCAGCUGCAGGGACACCAGACUCUUGCUUUGAAGUCUCCGGGCAGAUGUUCACCUCAGUGUGUUUGUUAGCAAGCUGUGAGUUUGGGCCUCAGAAGCUGAGUGACAUCUGUUGUCAGCCUUCAAAAUGAGCCCUGUCCUGCCGAAGGCUGAACUUGUUUUCGGUGAACACCAUAGAUCACCUUUAUUCUGGCAGAGGAAGGAGCAUCAGUGCCUUCCAGGAUAGACUUUUCCCAAGCCUAUUUUUGCCAUUGACUUCUUCCCAAGAUUCAAUCCCAGGAUGUACAAGAGGGGCAGUCCCUUCCCCGUGGUAUUGGGCUGGUCCCUGCUGAUCCUCCCGGGUUCCCAUGCGGGUCAGUGAGGCCCAUGGAUGUGCCUGUUAACAGAGUGCCUGUUGGUGGAGAGACCUGGACUCUCACGGAAGACCUCUUCCCACUGCUUUGAUGAAGAGUACACAGAACACAUAAUUCAGGAAGCAACUUUCCCCAUGUCUUGGCUCAUCCACGCAGGACGUUCUCCACCUUGGGUUCCUCCCCUCCUCCUGGACUCCUGCACACACUCCUUCCUCUGAGGUUGAAAUUCAGAAUAUAUUUAGUGACCUCAGCUUUGAUAUUUCACUUACAGCACCUGCAACCCUGGCACCCAGGGUGGGAAGGGCUACACCUAAGCCUGCCCCCCUUUCUGGUGCUUAAGACAUUUUUGGAAGGGGACACAGGCCAGCCAUUUGUUCCCCCAAGACAUUCCAGGUUUGAAAGAACAAUAUGACCACACUCCAGCUGGGAUCACACAUGGCCUUUUAUUUCCAGUGAAAUCAAUUACUCCUCAGUUAAGCCUUUGGAAACAGCUCCACUUUCAAAAGCUCCAAAUGCAGCUUUAAAAUAUUAAUCUGGGCCAGAAUUUCAAACGGCCCCACUAGGCUUCUGGUUGAUGCCCGUGAACUGAACUCUGACAACAGACUUCUGAAAUAGACCCACAAGAGGCAGUUCCAUUUCAUUUGUGCCAGAAUGCUUUAGGAUGUACAGUUAUGGAUUGAAAGCUUCCAGGAGCAAAAUCAGGCCCUUCCUUCUAAGCAAAUGUCUUCCUGGAUUAUUCAAAAUGAUGCAUGUUGAAGCCUUUGUGUGCAAAUAUGAUUAUUUUAAACAUUAUGAUGUGUGAAAAUGGGUUAAUAUUUACACAUCACUGUUUUAUUGUCCCAAGUUUAUACUUUUAUAGACAACAUGACCGUGAACUUUAUGCUGUCAAUAAUCAGAGGGAAAUAAACUAUUGAGUCAACACA
Messenger RNA from Sapajus apella (tufted capuchin), 6565 nucleotides. It is a transcript of the gene NOD2, whose product is annotated as nucleotide binding oligomerization domain containing 2. Gene Ontology annotation, molecular function: protein binding. Gene Ontology annotation, biological process: regulation of apoptotic process. The record is from RefSeq and is a predicted model, not a curated record. NCBI's taxonomy places the organism in Eukaryota, Metazoa, Chordata, Mammalia, Primates, Cebidae. Bases 2201 to 5323 code for a protein of 1040 amino acids. The transcript has 12 exons.